AUGUUCAUGCAUUUGGAGGUUUUCUAUUAUAUUUUCAUUCUCCUGGCUCACAUGAGGUCGUACUGCUGCUGGUCAGUGAAUAAUUUCUUGAUGACUGGACCCAAGGCGUACCUGAUCUACUCCAGCAGCGUGGCAGCAGGAGCCCAGAGUGGCAUAGAAGAGUGCAAAUACCAGUUUGCAUGGGACCGCUGGAACUGCCCCGAGAGAGCCCUGCAGCUGUCCACGCACAGCAGCCUGCGCAGCGCAAAUCGGGAGACGGCGUUUGUUCAUGCCAUCAGCUCCGCCGGAGUCAUGUACACCCUAACCAGGAACUGCAGCCUCGGAGACUUUGACAACUGUGGCUGUGACGACAGCAGGAACGGACAAAGAGGUGGCCACGGUUGGCUCUGGGGCGGCUGCAGUGACAACGUUGGCUUUGGCGAGGCCAUCUCCAAACAGUUUGUGGAUGCACUGGAGACUGGGCAGGACGCACGGGCAGCCAUGAAUCUCCACAAUAACGAGGCUGGGCGAAAGGCUGUGAAGGGGACCAUGCAGAGGACAUGUAAGUGCCAUGGCGUGUCAGGAAGCUGCACCACCCAGACCUGCUGGCUGCAGCUGCCAGAGUUCAGGGAGGUGGGGAACUACCUGAAGGAGAAGUACCACAGGGCUCUGAAGGUGGAUCUCCUCCGAGGAGCUGGGAACAGUGCGGCCAGCCGGGGGGCCAUCGCCGAGACCUUCAGCUCUAUCUCUCGUAAGGAGCUGGUCCACCUCGAAGACUCCCCCGAUUACUGCCUGGAAAACCGCACUCUUGGCUUGCCGGGCACUGAAGGCCGUGAGUGCCUCAAGAAGGGCAAGAACUUGAGCAAAUGGGAGAAACGGAGCUGCAAGAGACUGUGCGGAGAGUGCGGGCUGGCGGUGGAGGAGCGCAAAGCCGAGAUGGUGUCGAGCUGUAAUUGUAAAUUCCACUGGUGCUGCGCGGUGAAGUGUGAGCAGUGCAGGAAGACAGUGACCAAGUACUUUUGUGUAAAGAAAGGAGGUCAGAGGGGAAGGAAUGAGAGCGCCAGCAGCCGCCGGAAGAACCUGAGACUGAGGAAGAAGCACUGAGCAUCUGAGCAUCUAUGUGUACCACUGCAGCUCCUGUCAGCACCCAAAUUGUCUGUGCAUGUUCAGAUAGUGUGUGUGCUGGACAAAAGCUCAGCAAACAACUUCAGACCAUCUUCAUUGUCUAUUUUGUGUAAAAAGUUAAAGACAGUGGGAUGUGCACAAAGCCACAUGAUAGAGAAGUUUACAACUUUGUAGAGUUUUUGGUAUAAAUGUAUUUAAGAUAUAUUUUUAUACUUUUUACAACGUUUUCGGGCAUUUUAAGAAUAUUUCUCGGACUGCAAAAUUCUCCACAACAUGAUUUAUUUAUUUACAUAAACCUUGGGAUAAAAAUUGUUAGUUUUCGAGUGGUGAUAUGACUGUCGAGUGACGGCAUGACUAGCUUUUAAUAUCAAAACUCGCCAAGUUGUAUUCUCAUGAAUGCUUGUGUCUGUUGCCUUAGCAAUAAUAUUCCUAUAUUUCAACCAUCACUGCCAAGCUUUGAAUUUCUUUAGAAAUAUUUUGACAUUUUUGGGGACAGUCUGCUCUCCCAUCAUCUGGCUCGCCCUGAUCUUUGCUGCCCUCUUGAUGUAUUUAAUUGUAUAUAAAAUGAAGCACUUUGUACUGUACAUUGUUAA
Molecule: messenger RNA, 1697 nt
Organism: Epinephelus fuscoguttatus (brown-marbled grouper)
Lineage: Eukaryota; Metazoa; Chordata; Actinopteri; Perciformes; Serranidae
Gene: wnt8b
Product: wingless-type MMTV integration site family, member 8b
Exons: 6
Coding region: 1-1083 (360 amino acids)
Biological process (GO): canonical Wnt signaling pathway; neuron differentiation; cell fate commitment
Cellular component (GO): extracellular region
Molecular function (GO): cytokine activity; frizzled binding
Source: RefSeq, a predicted model, not a curated record